This is a messenger RNA of Aspergillus pseudonomiae, 2085 nucleotides long. Its product is annotated as cytochrome P450. The coding region runs from base 1 to 2085 and encodes 694 amino acids. The record is from RefSeq and is a predicted model, not a curated record. The transcript is spliced from 11 exons. Lineage: Eukaryota; Fungi; Ascomycota; Eurotiomycetes; Eurotiales; Aspergillaceae. Gene Ontology annotation, biological process: transmembrane transport. Gene Ontology annotation, molecular function: iron ion binding; heme binding; transmembrane transporter activity.
AUGAUAGUAUCCCAGACUGAGAAUGUGGGGCUCGAGACCACUCAUCAGCAACCGCACAUCGUGACUGCUGUAGGUGAAGAUGAAGACUAUCUCAAGUGGAAGCCCGCACGGGAGGAAUUGUUGAUCCUAGCUUGCCUCGCCAUCGUCUCGUUGGUUGUGGCCCUCGACGCCACCAUUCUUGUCCCAGUUCUCCCGACAAUCGCGUCAGACCUGCACGGUGAUACAAAUGAAUCAUUCUGGGUAGGCACAGCAUAUCUCCUUUCCUGUGCUGUGUUUCAACCGCUUUUUGUUGCCCUCUCGACUGUCUUCGGCCGACAGAGCAUACUAUUUCUAUCAUUAGUUCUAUUCACAGCAGGGACAUUGAUCUGCUGUCUCUCCCACGGGAUGACCCAGCUUCUGGUCGGCCGCACCGUCCAAGGAGUUGGGGGCGCGGGCAUCCUGUGCCUGACCUUUGUCAUCACGACCGAUAUCAUCCCCCUCCGUCAACGCCCGGCAUACUCGUCCAUUAUCCAGGUGGCAUUUGUGGUGGGAACAGUGACCGGCCCGGUUAUCGGUGGAUUGCUCAUCGACCACAGCACCUGGCGCUGGGUCUUCUAUUUGAACUUUCCCUUUAUGGGUGUUGGGCUCAUCAUGGUCCCGUGGGUGGUGAACCUACGGAGGCCAAGGCAGGACGGACUCACCCAGCAGCUCCGAUCAAUCGACUGGGUAGGAGCCCUACUGUUUAUUGCUAGUGUCUCAAGCUUCUUGAUAGGCAUCACAUGGGGUGGUGGCCAGUUUCCCUGGUCCAGUUGGCGCACUUUGCUUCCCAUCUUCCUCGGCGUGGCGGGAGUGAUCGUUACCGUUUUCUGGUUGUGGAAGGGGGCACGAAAGCCAUUUCUCCGUCUGAGCUUAUUCCAAGAUGUCUCCUCGGGGAUGAUCUACCUUUGCGCCGUUCUUCAGGGACUGCUGUUCUCUGAUUAUGGCAAGGGCGACUUUGUGCACAAACUGCUAGGAAACCUGGGGGAAGGCUUGCUGGUGACUGUGGACGGAGCGGAUUGGAGGGCGAAAAGAAAAGAACUGCGACCUCAUCUCUCGACUCUAUCCGAAAAGGACCGCGAAAUCACGGAGCUUCACCUGCAUCCACUCCUGGAACGGCUCUCUCAGAGCCAGGCCCCGAUUGACGUCUUUGAUGUGAUUGAUAAACUACAGCUGGAUAUCGCGAUUCACCGAUUCGUCGGCCAGUUGACCGAUGCCGAUGAGGCAGGCUACCAGCGCUUUCGAAAGGCGAAACGAACCUUGGCCGCUGCUGGGACUAUGCGACCAUUCCUCGGACCGUUGGGGUUUCUUGUCAAGCCCAUAGAGCGAACGGCGAGGGGCGAUCUCGAUAUAUACGUUCAAAAGCUACUCCAGGCAGCGGACCACUCUAUCUUCGCCAAGAGUGAGGCCGAAAUCGAGCACCGCAGGGAGCUGUUGCUAAACCUGAUUCUCGCCGGAAAGGAUCCCACAGUCGUCACCAUUACUUGGGCUAUCUACGAACUUUCUCGCAACCCGGACGUAUUGAAAAAAUUAAGAUUGGAGAUUGCAGACAUAAUUGGGUACGAGCAACUUCCGAGUCUUUCCUCAUUGGACCGGAUGCCAUAUUUGAAUAAUGUCAUUCGAGAAACCCUCCGUCUGUACCCUCCAACGGGAUUCAAUUUCAGAGAAGCACUGCGCAACACAACGUUGCCCCGCGGUGGGGGAGCAGACGGCAGAGAGCCGGUAGCUGUUAAGAAAGGCCAAGUUGUCGUUUUCUCAAGCUUUGGUCUGCAACGCCGGCCUGAAUAUGUGGGGCCAGAUGCCAACUACUGGAGACCAGAACGAUGGGAACAUUGGACACCGCCAGAGGGCUCUUAUAUCCCCUGGGGAACGGGCCCACGUACCUGCUUGGGCAAGGCUUUUGGGCAGUUUCAGGUGGCCUAUACACUCGUCCGGCUCUUUCAGGAAUUUGAUUCCGUUGCUGAAGUCAACCACGGCAAAAACACGGAGCAAAGGAUUAGGUUGGAGGUCCUAGCUAAGCCUGCAAUGACUAUUUCCUGCCGGUUCAAUCACGGUGACCAACUUCGUUGA